Molecule: messenger RNA, 1344 nt
Organism: Protopterus annectens (West African lungfish)
Lineage: Eukaryota; Metazoa; Chordata; Ceratodontiformes; Protopteridae
Product: tyrosine-protein phosphatase non-receptor type substrate 1-like
Exons: 5
Coding region: 67-1344 (425 amino acids)
Cellular component (GO): plasma membrane
Source: RefSeq, a predicted model, not a curated record
GGUACUUUUGGACUGACAAUAUACCAGACCCCAUCUGUUACUGUCAAAGAAGGGAAUACUGCAAUAAUGAACUGCACUUUGUCAGAAGAAUCUCUCGGACCUGUCCGAUGGUACAAGGGGGGCAAUCAGCAGCAGCAGCUCCUGUACUCACAGUCUGAAAGUGAGAAACCAGACCCACGAGUGAAUAGGACUGUAAAGGAAGGCCCUACAAGAGAAACUGAUCAGUCCAUCGCAUUUACACUUAUUCGCUUAGAAGAUGCUGGGGUGUAUUACUGUGUGAAGUUCAAAUCUGACAAGGUAACUGUGGCUGCAAAUGGAUCAGGAACACACCUUUAUGUAAACAGUACUACUGGACUGACAAUAUACCAGACCCCAUCGGUUACUGUCAGAGAGGGGGAUACUGCCAUAAUGAACUGCACUUUAUCAGAAGAAUCUCUCGGACCUGUCCGAUGGUACAAGGGGAGCAAUCAUCAGCAGCAACUCCUGUACUCACAGUCUGAAAGUGAGAAACCAGACCCACGAGUGAAUAAGACUGUAAAGGAAGGCCCUACAAGGGAGACUGAUCAUUCCAUCACAUUUACAUUUAUUCGCUUGGAAGAUGCUGGGGUGUAUUACUGUGUGAAGUUCAAAUCUGACAAGGUAACUGUGACUACAAAUGGAUCAGGAACACACCUUUAUGUGAACAGAAUACCAUCUCCUCCGUCAAUUUCUGGACCCACAAAGCAAAUCAUGCUUAAUGAAAAUGUGACAUUAAGCUGCACAUCAGAUGGAUUUUACCCUAAAGAAAUCAACAUUACAUGGUUACAGAAUGGGAAGGAGGUUCUAAAUUCCACAAAAGUUGUCUAUUUAAAUAUGGCAAACAAGGGAUAUCAUGUACAGAGUAACGUCAGUAUUCAAGCAAAAAUAGACUCACCUGUUAUCUGUCGAAUUACUCACACAGCAUUAGAACUACCUAUAACUUCAACAUUCCAAAUGAACAAUAUUACAAAAGGACCACCUCAUCCCUCAGUUUCUGGACCAAGAGAUAGAGUGCUGCUUAAUACAAAUGUGACAUUAACCUGUACAUCAUCAGGAUUUUAUCCUUCAAAUAUCAGUGUUACCUGGUGGAAGAAUGGCACUGAGCUUCCUAACCCUAAAAAAGCUAUACAUUUAUAUGGAGAAGACAAGACAUACCGAGUACAAAGUAACAUCACUGUUCUAGCAGAAAUAGAUUCAACUGUCACCUGCAAAAUUAAUCACACAGCAUUGGACAAACCUUUACAUUCAGCUUUCAACAUAAAUGACAUUGUAAAAGGGUUUCGUGCUCAACCUGAGUUAAGUUGGAUUGCAUAUUAUAUGUCUUGA